CAGAGAAAAUAAAAUAUAUUCAGGUUAGGAAAGGCUAUACUUUGCAGGCACUAUGAAAGGCUGUCUUUCCAUUACAGUCCUUGCAGUCCUUUUACUGGUGCACAGCUCCCAGGCAGUCUACGUUCAGGAUGGAGACUUGAAAUUCUCCCUUGAGUCUGUGAAGAAGCUAAAGGAGCUUAUGGAUGAGAACAGACAUGUUAACCCUCACAUAGUGGUUUCAAUGGCUAGCUAUUCUCCAUGUGAUGAAAAAAAUCUCCCUGAGGAGUUCCAACCUGUGUGCAAAAGAGAAGAUGCAUCCAUGGUUUUUGAGAGGCUGAACCAGGCUGUCCGAGACGAUGAUUUGUGUGAAAUCUGUGCCAAUGCUGCCUGCACUGGUUGCUUUUGAAUAAGGAUGAAACAAUCCAAAGAAGAUGUGUCAAGCUAGGAAGUUUGUGCAUUCAUAUUGCAAGAUGACAUACUUUCACAAAUCAAUAGUUGGGCUCCAUCUCCACUACAGUCAUACUGGAGCUGCUAGCUCAUGUAGACAUAC
Pygoscelis adeliae (Adelie penguin) is the source of this 529-nucleotide messenger RNA. Its product is annotated as guanylin-like. The record is from RefSeq and is a predicted model, not a curated record. NCBI's taxonomy places the organism in Eukaryota, Metazoa, Chordata, Aves, Sphenisciformes, Spheniscidae. The transcript has 3 exons. Bases 53 to 385 code for a protein of 110 amino acids. Gene Ontology annotation, cellular component: extracellular region. Gene Ontology annotation, molecular function: guanylate cyclase activator activity.